Osmerus eperlanus (European smelt) is the source of this 3109-nucleotide messenger RNA. It is a transcript of the gene pgr, whose product is annotated as progesterone receptor. Bases 433 to 2481 code for a protein of 682 amino acids. Gene Ontology annotation, cellular component: chromatin; nucleus. NCBI's taxonomy places the organism in Eukaryota, Metazoa, Chordata, Actinopteri, Osmeriformes, Osmeridae. The record is from RefSeq and is a predicted model, not a curated record. The transcript is spliced from 8 exons. Gene Ontology annotation, molecular function: zinc ion binding; nuclear receptor activity; estrogen response element binding. Gene Ontology annotation, biological process: nuclear receptor-mediated steroid hormone signaling pathway; regulation of transcription by RNA polymerase II.
AUCUUAUUUGUUUUGAUUAAUUUAUCAUCUACCAUACGAAUCGUGCUCACGAAGUCCAGACUUGUCAAUGCCGAAUCGACGCAUCUUUGGACCAAAACACUUUAGGACCUAUACAUUGGAUGAGGCCAAUUGUAAAAGUGAUUUUUUUUGAAAAGUCUGAAUCGUGACAGUGACAGAAUGGAAUUUACGUUCAUACAUUUUGAAUGCAUUUUUGAAUGCUGCCAUUUAAAAUAAAACAAUUCCUAGUUUGUUGAAGAAAAACAAUUGCCGUUUACGCCCUGCCGGUUCCGUACUGAGCCACAGCCUUUCGCAACCGGAGGAACAUUUUGGGAAGGUCUUCACGCCGCAGUACAGAUAGGCUACACACACGUCUAGUCACCAGUCAAACUGAGGGUAUUUUUCGUUUUAUUGUGGGUUUGCCGAGGCCACAACAUGGAAAGUAAAGCCAGUGGUAAAUUGGAAAAUUCAUCGAUUGCAGAUUCCGCCGACACAAGUGAAAUCGUAAGAAACUUGCCUGAGAAGUACAGAGAAAUUGUUUUUGGUCAGGAGAAGUUUUCAAAUGAGCCUCAGCCUCAGGCUAGCACUUCAUCCGCCAUGCGUAAUUUUGGGCACAUUGGCGCUUUUUGCCCAUAUCCUGGCGCAAGCAACGACAGUGCCAUGUACGAAGACUGUAUUUCGACCGAUUACACACUGGGCAAUAAAUCAUAUUAUGGCCGUGUUGACGAAUAUCUAAAAACCGACAGAGUCCCAAUGGCAGAUGUCUUUGCUAAGGUGUAUAGAGCAAAAGAGUACAUGUCAACGACUACAAAUACUCCCGAAAGUUUGCAGGGCAUGCCAUCCAUUUCAGCCACCGGUGUGUGUAAAUUCAUUAAAGACGAAGAGGAACCAUCUCUAAUUAUGGACACUCAGUGCCAUGAUUUUGAUGUAACAGAGGACCUAAACAUUCUUGAUGCCAGUUAUACAGAGAGAAAACAGCAAAUAGGAUUUGUGGAGCCGACACAUUUCCCCACCUCGGCAACAGGCGAAGACGUCCUGGACGAUGCCUCCCUACUUGCCGACUUGAAUCAGACAGAGCAGUUUGCGAUGGUACCUCAAAUAAGGAGCGACACCAGGGGUACUCUAUCCGGUAAGGGUAUGAUGCACUUUGAUACGACGAGUAGCUCACAGCCAUCCCAACAUUUGAUAAUACAUAAAGGAGAGAUUCCUAGAUGGUCGAUACAGAGUACAGAUUUCCAGUUGUGGUGCCAAUCAGCCGGCGUCGCAGAGGAGAAGCACCCAUAUGGUUAUGUAUCUCCGGACGGUAUUCACGGAGCAACAUUGCUACAAAGAUACCCUACAACCCAUAACGCGUAUUCUGGCUUACCUCCCCAAAGACUGUGUAUGAUCUGUGGGGAUGAAGCCUCUGGCUGUCAUUAUGGGGUCCUAACUUGUGGAAGCUGCAAAGUAUUCUUUAAAAGAGCAGUUGAAGGCCAUCAUAACUAUCUUUGCGCUGGUCGAAAUGACUGCAUUGUGGAUAAGAUUCGAAGAAAGAAUUGUCCUGCUUGUCGCCUUCGAAAGUGCUACCAAGCUGGAAUGAUGCUUGGAGGAAGGAAGCUGAAGCGCUUUGGGGGCUUAAAAGCCUUGGGCAUGGCCCCACCCCUGAUGUUCCAGUCUCCCAUGGCCCUGCCUGGAGACAGUCAGGCCUUGGCCUCCAUGCCCUGCAUACCAGGCCUCCGCGAGCUGCAGCUAUCCCCACAGAUUCUUAACAUCCUGGAGAACAUAGAACCAGAGGUUGUAUUCUCUGGCUUUGAUAACUCCCAGCCUGACAUGCCCCACCUUCUACUUAACAGCCUGAACCGUCUGUGUGAGAGGCAGCUGCUGUGGAUCGUCAGGUGGUCCAAGUCACUGCCAGGAUUUCGUACCCUACACAUAAACGAUCAGAUGACCCUCAUCCAGUACUCUUGGAUGAACUUGAUGGUGUUCUCUCUGGGUUGGAGGUCCUUUCAGAAUGUUACCAGCGAAUACUUGUACUUUGCGCCAGAUCUUAUCCUCAGCCAAGAUAGAAUGAGAAGAUCACCCAUCUAUGACCUUUGCUUGGCAAUGCAAUUCAUCCCCCAGGAGUUUGCAAGCCUUCAAGUGACCAGAGAGGAGUUCCUCUGUAUGAAAGCCUUGAUGCUACUCAACACUGUGCCCCUGGAGGGACUGAAAAGCCAGGCCCAGUUUGAGGAGAUGAGGCAGAACUACAUCCGAGAGUUGACAAAGGCCAUCCACAUUAAGGAGAAGGGAGUAGUGGCCAGCUCACAGCGUUUCUAUCACUUAACCAAACUAAUGGAUUCCAUGCAUGAGAUUGUUAAAAAGGUCAACCUAUAUUGCCUGAGUACCUUCAUUCAAGCAGAUGCUAUGAAGGUGGAGUUCCCAGAGAUGAUGACCGAGGUCAUUGCCUCUCAGCUCCCCAAGGUGUUGGCAGGCAUGGUCAAGCCCCUCCUUUUCCACAACAAGUGAUGGUGACAAUGACCCUUCCUCAAGUCAUGGGGCCAAGGCCUGAUGUACACGAACAGACCGGAGGGUGUGUGCGUGUGGUGGGUAAUACUCAGUUCAGUUGAAAAGUGUCUUUUAGUGUCUCUAGGUUCAUUUGUUUUUGUGAAAUAUUUAAAUCCAUCAAGACUAUUGUAACCAUGACCCAUUGCCUCUAAGUCAUUUACUGAGAUGGAGAGUUGUUAAUAGCAAAUUUUAGUUGCUGAAAGUUUGGACAGUUGUUUGAACUGUAAAGGACUUAAGUGUUUUAGGGAGUGUAGGGACUGUAGGGGGUCAGAUGGCUGAGCGGUGAGGGAGUCGGCCUAGUAGUCUGAAGGUUGCCAGUUCGAUUCCCAGCCGUGCCAAAUGACGUUGUGUCCUUGGGCAAGGCACUUCACCCUACUUGCUUUGGGGGGAAUGUCUCUGUACUUACUGUAAGUCGCUAUGGAUAAGAGCAUCUGCUAAAUGACUAAAUGUAAAUGUGUUUUGCUGCACUUGAGUUUGUUUGUAAUUGUAUUUUUUACAGCACAAGCAAAUCUUUAGUAGUGUAGAACUGGACAGAAUCAAGUAAUCAAGUCUGGAAAUUAGGUCAAUAAAAUGUUGAUUGCUAUGGCAA